AUAGAUUGUGCAGGGAUAUUAAGCUUUUGUCUGACACAGACGAAAGACGCUCUUAUCCCCCUUUAUAUUUUACAGAAAAGAAACGAUCAUCAGCACUUUAUAAAACAAACGCAGACCGAUAGAUUAUUGAUGGUAGACUUUGCAAACUAACAAGAUAGUCUGGAGUGGAAAUUAAGAUAAUGCCACCUAGGAAGAAAAAGAGUGAACGAAUGCUACGUCUUAAAGACAGAGAGAGAAAGCAGCUAAAAAGAAUGGUGUUCAAGAAAGGGGGGCGGGCAUCGUCCAAUGUGCGUAGCACCGCGGUGACUGCAUUGGUCAUGGAAUGCUGGGAAGAAAACCUGAGUCCCGUUCAAAUCCAGUCAUUUAAACAGAAAGUUCUGGAAUGUCAAAUCGCACAAGAAAAGGUAAAAGAGGCUCACCGAUUGGCAGAGCUUGGUUUAGCAAUUGUCACGGUGAUGGAUGAUCCUCGCAAGCCGAUUCCUCCCCCCACUCUGCAGCAGCUUCAGGCAAAGACUGGUAACACCUUUGGGAAUGCACCAAACUCACAGCCCACAAAGGAGCCACCAAGAUCCACUAGCCCAGACAUCAUCUUCAUCGGAGAGAGUCCUCCCACCCCCAGGGUACCACCCAGCCCCACCAUAACUCCACCUACCCCCACCCAGAAACUGCAAUACCGGUUCACAUCUACAAACCACACAGCAGCUGUUCCAAGACAACUGGUGAAAACUUUACACAUGCCUGAUGGUCAGGUUCACCGAUUUCCUGCGUACCCCACCCUCGCCAGGCACCCCAACACCACUACGGUCCGUAUCCAGGCAGGAGAUGUCAGAUUUACUACAUCCCUGUUGCCAGCAAUUCAAAAUGUUAACCCCAGUGUUACUCCUGUGCAUGGGACAUAUGGCCUUGGGGUCAAAAGGCCGUUGCCACAGCAACCACAGCAACAGAUGGAGGACACCAGUCCUAAACGCAAAAGGGUGGAAACAGAAAAUGAAGUGAACUGGGUGCCUUUGGAUGAGUAUUAUUAUGGAAAGUCAGAAGGAGAUCUGUCAUAUGCAGAAGAGAAAAAUGAGUUCAGGUUUAAGUGUUGGUACUGCAAUAAGAUGUUGUAUAACAAUAUCAAGGCAAUGAUGCACAUACAGGGUCACAUAGACUCCAGUAAACAACAGAACAUUGAUCUGAGUGACCUCACACAGUGUAAGCACUGCUACCGACAGUUCGACACACCGUUUGAGAUGCAGACCCAUGUAGAAAAGGUCCACAUGAACAAUGUGAAUGUGUUGAUGUGUCGUAUCUGUGAGCGAGAUCACCAAUCUCGUCAUGCUUUGUUGACUCACAUGAGAGUGAACCACAAUGCAUGCGAGAUGCCCUACAUCUGCCAGCUCUGUAAAUUCAGGUCGUCUAUGUACAGCGAUGUUGUCGAUCACUUCAAGAAGAAACACGACAGCUCCCAGCACAUCCUAUGCCUUUACUGUCUCAAAGUGUUUGUGGUCAAGUUUGUGUCCCAGGGGUGGGGCCAGACCCAGACUUACUAUGGCCACUUACUUAAGCACCAGUCCAAGUCCGGCAGUAAGAAGUGCAAUAGCUGCAGACUCACGUUUGUCAACCCUGCCGACUGCAAGAACCAUAAGAAGAAGGACCACGUGGCCAACCAGAAGGGAAUAGGUUCCUGCUCCGGAGCUUUUGAACAGGACCUGAUGAUAAAGAUGCCGGAGGCGAGAAAGCAGGCUGUGAAGUCUCUCAAUGCCCCAGCUGUUAGUAAGGUGCUUGACUUUGGGGGGACUAAAUUCCCCUACGCCGUUAAUUUCAACACCUGUGUGGAGUGUAAGACCGUCAUGGGAACACCUGACCACUUCAGGAAACACAUUGAGUGCUCCAUGUGUCGCUUCGCCACCAGCUGUAGCAUCGCCUACGCUAACCACAUGAUGGGGUUCCACUCCGGUCAGAUGACCAGCCUCAAUCUGAACAUCCCCUGGGAACGCCCCAUGAAGGAACCCAUGCACUGCCUAUGUGGAUUUGCUAGUCGCUACGGAAAUAAAAUUGCCAAUCACCUGGUGUAUUGUACCAAAAGAUCCUGUUACAACAAAAAGCCAACUCAAGUCAUCAGAGAGGUGGAAGAAGAAGAACAGGAUCCCCGCCACAAGCCUGGGGCCUCACUGCUGGAUGUACUGGGACUGGUCAAGAAGAAGAACAUCACCACAAAGGAGAGAACUAGCACUGACACUGAAAUCCAGAAACGACGAUCCAGUGAAGAGCCGUCAGAGUUGGUCUGGAAAUCAUCAGGGAGCACGCCUCAGCCUGCUGAACAGGAAGAGAGGCAAGAGAAUGAUGGGAUACCUUUGGAGCUGAAAGGUGCCACUAAAUGGAAGACGGUGAAAAUCAAGGACCCCAGCACUCCAUCGAAAGCCUCUGUCUUCCUUGGGGCAUCUGAUGAAUCGUCCAAAGACCUGAAAUCUACAAAAGAUCCUAAAGAGAAAGCGGAUGCAGAGAUAUCCAUCAAAAAGGAGAAAAUUGACAGUUUUGAAGACCCAUACUCAGCACCAGCAGCAGAAGACAUUACUGAAGAGAAAAUAGAAGAAGCAUCAGGACAUGAAGAGGAUAGCUUGAAAGUCACAAUAGAAACAGAUAUACAGAGUGAUGAAGAGAAAGACAUGGAAGAUACUUUGCUAUCUGCAAAGGAAAUGAUGGAAGAAAAAUCAGAAAACAGUCUGUUGGGUAUCAAAAGUGAGAGGAUGGAUGAUGACAAUAUGAUUGAAGAUACACCUCCUGAAUCUGGUGUGAUCAAGCAGGAUGAUGCAAUUUCUGACUCCGCUUUGGAUACUUCUGGUGUUUUGGAAGAGGAGAUUACAGACAAAGAAAAUGAAGCCAAGGAAAAGAAUGAAGUAAUAUUUGAUUCAGCCUUGAAUACUUCUGAUAAUGUGGAAGAGGACAUGACAGAGAGAGAAGAAAAGGAAGAGGGAGAAUCAGCACUGGUGAAGGAAACUGUUUCUGAAUCAGCUGAAGAUCAUGCUUCCAAUGAGACCAAAGAAAAUUCAACCCUUCUCACAUUAGCAGAAAACCAAACUGGAAGUGAGGAGAAGGAAGAGGAAGGAGAGCAAUCAGAGAAAAUACUGGAAGAAUCAGUGGAGGAUAAGCAAGUUAACCAAAAAGUGGAAGAAUCAACUGAGGAUAAGAAAGAUAACCAAAAAGAUGUCUCAGAAGAAAAUUCUGAGGAAUUGGAUGUUCCUAUGGAAGCUGAUGAUAUUGUGUGUGUAAAAGAUGAGAGUGCAUCAGGAAACCAAGUAGAAGGGGAAAAUGAAGACCAAGGGAAAGAGGAAGAAAAAAAGACAGAGGUGGAGGAAACAGCAGAAUUGGGAGAUGACAACAAAAAAUCUUUGACUGAACCUGUUCAGGUGGAAGAUGGAGGAAGAAAAUCUGAGAAAACAGAGCAGGACCAAUCAAACGAAGAAGUAAAACAGGAGGAGAUCGAGAAAGACAGCUCAGAGUCUGUGUCAACAGAAAAAAGAGAGGACCAAGGAGUAUCAGCUAAUGCAGAGAGUGUUUCUUUAGUCGAAGAAAAAACAAAGGGUCCACCCAAGGCAGAUGAUACUGAUGUGGCCAAGAAGGAAAGCUCAAGAGACAAACCAACUGAGGACACUGAAAGUAGGCAGAGGAGUGAGGGCUCCAGUAAGAGAAGUCCCACGCAGAGCCGUAGACCAGACGACAGUCACCAUCACCAUGACAACCGGUCGUCUGGUAGGAGUGAUCAUCGAGGCCCCAACAGAUUCGGGGGACCACCAGACAAUAGGGGGUGGUCAAGACAUGACAUUUAUGGUUUUUCAAGCAGGGACAAUUACAGACACCAUGGGCAAAGCAGGCACUAUGAGGAUAGGCAUCAGUAUGACAGAAAUCGCUAUGACGACAGGCGACGUGGUUACCAUGGCAACAGGCAUGAUGAGCAUGACCACAGAUAUGGUUAUGACAACAGGGCAACCAGAGGUUUUUUGAGAGGUCAAGGUUACUACAGAGGAGGGUACAGGGAUUAUAGAUAAACUAGUGUAUAUAUACAUGUAAUUAGUGUAUAGUUAAUUUGGGAACAACUUUUCACAAAAUUUUAUUUUUAUCUCCCAAAAACAAGAGCUGGCCUUUUUGAAAUUUAAAAGUUGGUACAUUAUAUUAUCAUGAUCUGUAAUUUUGAUGUUUUAUUUUGAGAGGUGCUGUUUUCAGGGGGUUUUUUCAAGUUGAAACACAUUUUUUAUGUAAUAUAUGAAAAUAUAUUAUUUUCUCUCCAUAAACAAAUGCCUGUAUUUUUUUUUAAAUAUUGAAACAGUAACUGUUGGUAAUGAUAAAUAAAACAAAAAGCAAAACAAGUGUCACUCUUCCUAGAUAAAAAAAACAACUCUUUAUAAAGAUUUUGAUAGAGAGUUUACAACUAAAAUAGUUGAUUUAUUUCUGUUUUGAAAAAUCGCUUUUGUUUUAUAACAGGAUUUUCUAUUUCUUUGUUACAAUUUGAUAAUGAAUUACACUUGUUUUUGAUAGCUUAUGGAUAAUGUACAUAUGUGCCAUUUUGAUAUUUUUUUUCAAUCUCUGAUGUACACUAUUUCAUACUCUUUGUUUGAAUCAUAUAAAUAGUUCUACAUUAUCUUUAUUCAGUACUGCUCAAUAAUACAUAAACAAGUACACCUGUAUACAAUUUGAAAAUAUUGUUAUACACCGUACAUUUGUAAACAGCUGCCAUCAGAUAAUUUUGGGUAUUUUUUUUAAAGUUUGUGUAUAGAAUAUUGUCUAAAAAAUGUUUACUUGUCUGCUUUUAUAUUGGAGACUGAAUAUCAGUAAAACACAAUUAAAACCAGUUAUUAAU
This is a messenger RNA of Magallana angulata, 4837 nucleotides long. RefSeq lists its product as uncharacterized. Bases 180 to 4028 code for a protein of 1282 amino acids. Gene Ontology annotation, biological process: regulation of transcription by RNA polymerase II. The transcript is spliced from 20 exons. Lineage: Eukaryota; Metazoa; Mollusca; Bivalvia; Ostreida; Ostreidae. The record is from RefSeq and is a predicted model, not a curated record. Gene Ontology annotation, cellular component: chromosome. Gene Ontology annotation, molecular function: chromatin insulator sequence binding.